AUGAAAGUCUUCUUAAUAUUACUCCUGGGAAUCAGCGUAGCUGCUGGUUUCGACUUUAACGGACUUCGAGUUACAUUUGGCCCGCUAAAAAAUAUAAAGGAAUUUUUCUUCAAACUCCCGCGUACAACCGCGGAUGCGCAGAUGGAGGGAUGGUGCAAAACUGAACGCCCUCCAGGACCCUUGAAACAGCUAGAGUUAUACUGCGCACCAGAAAAUAAUAUCUGUUUGCUAUAUGAUCUUUCUGGCCGUGUUGCUGGACUACAAAUUGCGUUCCUCGUGGACGCCUUGUGGGCUGCAGUGAUCGACAUUGAGAAGUGGUUCACAAAGUGGACUGUGGCCGCAACUGACAGCGAGCCAGCAAAGGAAUACUGGACCAUCACGCAAUACUAUCUUUCUGAAGAAUCUCUGGAAGAGGAUUGUGGUGUACAAGAUGAUGACUUCUCAACGGUGCGUGAUGCCGGUAUAUGGGUCUACAACCACAGCGGGGAACUUAUGCUUAUCCCACGUUCUGAAGCCGAUAUUAAAUCUAAAACUAUAUUCACUAAACAAAACUGCACUCCUAAAAUGGGUACUCACUACCACUACAAUAUGACGCAGGAAAUGCUCUGUGAAAACCAACUGCCAUGGUUCGCACUCACAAUGGAUGGAGAACUCAUCGGCAGUGGUCUCCAAUUCUUCGGUGAUCUCAGCAAACCGCUCAAAUACAGAGAAUGGUGUGAGAAGUUUGAGGGUAGCGAUGUGGAGAGGGGAGCAGUUCCAAAUGGACCGAAGUGCCUUUACAAAUACGCAGACUUGAAUACCAUUUUUAGUCUUCAUAUUUAUUUCAUCAACGACCCCGAGAAUAUAAAAUGCCGAUUGGAGGACUCAAUCGACCCAAGUACCAUUCCGCAUUACUUUGUUAUAGUGAAAUUCGGCCUGGGAAACCCCUGGUCCGGGACGGACUUCUUCGUUGGAAUUCCGCGCAAUAUUGAUCAAGCUAUUGAAAAAGGCUAUGAGUACACAGAAACUCCAGAAGGAGUCUAUGACGGUCUUUCGCUCUACUGUCCAAAUGGCCGGACUAAGAGUGACAUUGGCGUGCUCUUCGAUACUGGAACUUCUAACAUUGCUGGUAUUAUGAUCAUAUUUGACAAAAAAAGGUUCAGCAAUGAUAUUUUUGACUGGAAAACUCAGGGAUAUAGGUCUAGUUCUUUAAUAACAGACGAUGGAGAUGACUAUGAAUUUUAUUGGACUGCGAUGUACUUCGUUUCUGAAGAACAUUUGAAUAAGCCGGUUGAAGAGCGUAUUGCUAUCCGGUCCCAAAAUGACGAAAUAUUACCAGAAGGAGCGCUAUUUGUCACGGGCUUCGAUCAAAAAAUUGAUCGGAUAUCUGUUAUGGAAGACGAUAUUAAACAAAGUAUCUUUACUGAACAAGCUUGUAUUCCUUGGAUGGGUCGUCACCAUUACUACAACAUGAGCGAAACUACCACUUGCGAAGCAGACACCAUGUAUCCCUGGUUCCCGUUAACAGCCAACAAUAAAAUGGUGGGGAUUGGCCACAUUUGCUUCGGGAAUUAUGCUGUUGAUGAAGUCAGCUUCGAUUGGUUUGAAAAACCAACAAAGCCAGCUGUUCAGUUUCUUUUGUUUCAGGCGAUCGUCCCCCACGGACCACAGUGCCUUUAUGAUAUAACUGAGAACACUGGCAUUGUGACUAUGCACACCUACUUCAUUAACGAUCCCCAUUUCCUCACCUGUAUCUUCCAAUAAAUAUUAUUGACCUUCACUACAGUGCAGCUAUUUUAACAGGCAACU
This is a messenger RNA of Pararge aegeria (speckled wood butterfly), 1788 nucleotides long. RefSeq lists its product as uncharacterized. The record is from RefSeq and is a predicted model, not a curated record. The coding region runs from base 1 to 1743 and encodes 580 amino acids. NCBI's taxonomy places the organism in Eukaryota, Metazoa, Arthropoda, Insecta, Lepidoptera, Nymphalidae. The transcript has 13 exons.